GAAGGAGGUUCCAUAAUACCUUUGCUGUCUCUAGACUGUGUAAUACCAGUGUAAUUCACAGUGAUUACGUGACACUUUGAGAACUGAACAGAAUCUAAAUUUUCUGGAUUGGUGCAAUUAGCACAGCUUUAAAGAGGCCAUGGAGGUGCUUGUUCUUCUAGACUUCGAGGCGACUAUGGAAGAUGAGUUGACGGUGUGUGCUGGGGAUGUGGUGAAGAAUAUCUCCAAGGCCAAAGAGGAUGGAUGGCUGGAAGGAGAGCUGAGAGGGAAGAGAGGAAUAUUCCCUGCCAACUUCGCCAAGGAAGUGCCUAUUUAUUUAAUAGGGGACAGCAACAGAGAGCCAAGAAGCAUAAGAAAAUCGAAGAAAGCAAAGGUACAACAGCGGAGAUGCGAGGUGACGUAUGCCUACACUGCCGUGCACAACGACGAGCUGGAACUGGUUGUCGGGGAGACCAUAGAGAUCCUCAGAGAGAUUGAAGAUGGUUGGUGGAUGGGAAAGAAAAAUAACAAUAUUGGUGCCUUUCCAUCAAAUUUUGUGAAAGAAAUUUUUGUGCCUUCACAAGAUAGCAAGACUGUAGAAAGUAAAACCAGGCCUAAACUCCUUGAAGCUGUCUCCAACAAUGAGGGAAAAGUUCUAAGAGCAAGUUUACGGAGAAAAUCCAAUGUGAAAGAAUGCUGUCGGGCCAUGUUCGACUACACAGCUGUAACUGAAGAUGAGCUGAGCCUGAAGAAGGGGGACGUCAUAACUAUCAUGAAUAAGGCCACUGAGGACGAGGGUUGGUGGGAAGGGGAACUGAAUGGACGCAGAGGUUUUUUUCCUGAUAACUUCGUCAUGGUGAUCCCAGCAGAUGCCCUUCAUACUGGAAAUGCAGGUGGCACACCAGUAAGACGAGGCACUGAGAAGCACACAGUUAAUCAGAUGCCAGCGAUGGACCAGAACAACUCUAAAACGAAUGCAAAGACAGAAACUAAAAGUGAGAAACCAGCCACUAAAGACUUUCGAAGUGAGCCUCCUGGUAAAAUUAUGUUACCUGGUCUACACAAACCACCAAUUCCACCACCACCAGUGAAGGAAAAGCCCAUACAAAUAGUUCCAAGAAUUGAAGAGCCGACGCCUAUCUCAACGAAACAGCCUCCAGUCUCACCAAUACUGAAAGAGGUUAAAGAAAAGACCCCUGACCAGUUUGAUGGUGUAGACGUUUCCUCAGAGAAACUGAGCCAUCCCACAGCCAACAGAGCAAAACCUCCUCAGAGAAGACCACCAACAGCCCUUGCCACUGCCUCAAAUGACCCAGUUGAAACCGACCACAAUGGAAAAGUAGAAGAGAAAGAUGGAUUACCGCAAAAUAUUCCAACCUUACCAAAGGAUACAGAAAAUCCUUCAGCACCUCCCAGCAAGACGGACCAACCACUCAAGAUCACCUCACCACCCAAGACACAGUGUGAAACCAAGCCUGUGAUUCAGGAGGACAGCGCAUCGCUCACCUCUGUGCUGAAAGUACUCAAGGAUCUACGUAUGUCACUGGACCUUCUCAAAAAUCAGCAUGAGAGAGACAUACAGGAGCUGAAAGAUGAACUGAAGGAUGAGAGGGGGAAACGGAUGAGGUUACAGGAUGAAGUGGAGGCUCUGAGAAAAAAAUAGUGACCAUUAAAGGCCGGGCACAUUUUACUACCCUCAGCGAUGCUCCUCGUGGAAACAAACGUGAAGAUAACAGAAUGACAAAUGUGAUAAUACAAGGGAAUCAGAGUCUAAAACUAC
Xyrauchen texanus (razorback sucker) is the source of this 1759-nucleotide messenger RNA. RefSeq names its product SH3 domain-containing kinase-binding protein 1-like. The transcript has 17 exons. NCBI's taxonomy places the organism in Eukaryota, Metazoa, Chordata, Actinopteri, Cypriniformes, Catostomidae. The record is from RefSeq and is a predicted model, not a curated record. Gene Ontology annotation, molecular function: protein binding. The coding region runs from base 140 to 1642 and encodes 500 amino acids.